Messenger RNA from Diaporthe amygdali, 1926 nucleotides. RefSeq lists its product as uncharacterized. Bases 1 to 1926 code for a protein of 641 amino acids. NCBI's taxonomy places the organism in Eukaryota, Fungi, Ascomycota, Sordariomycetes, Diaporthales, Diaporthaceae. The record is from RefSeq and is a predicted model, not a curated record. The transcript is spliced from 4 exons. Gene Ontology annotation, molecular function: hydro-lyase activity.
AUGCUGCGGAACAACGACUGCAACCCGACCGACAUCGAGGACUACGAGAAGGAGCUGUCGGAACUGCGGACGAGGACCAAGGAGGUGGAGGCGAAGCUGGCGAAGCUCCAGGGGAAGAACAAGUCGGAAAGACCCAAGCCGAAGCUGCGCUCGGCAAAUUGGUUCACUCGCAAGGACGACCUCACCAUGAGCGCCCUCUACAUCGAGCGCUACCUCAACUCGGGACUGACCAAGGAGGAACUGACGUCUGGCAAGCCCAUUGUCGGUAUCGCCCAGUCUGGGAGCGAUAUCGCCCCGUGCAACCGUCAUCACAUUGAGCUGGCCAAGCGCGUGCGUGAGGGCAUCCGGUCCGCCGGCGGGAUCGCUUUCGAGUUCCCGAUGCACCCUAUCCAAGAAAGCACGCGGAGGCCCACGGCGACCCUCGACCGCAACCUCGCCUACCUGGGGCUGGUGGAGCUCAUGCACGCUUACCCCUUCGACGGCGUGGUGCUGCUUACGGGUUGUGACAAGACGACUCCGGCGUGCCUCAUGGCGGCUGCAACUGUCAACAUCCCCGCGAUCUGUCUCAACGUUGGGCCCAUGCUGAACGGCUGGGUGAAUGGACAGAGGGUCGGCUCGGGAUCAGUCGUGUGGCAAGCUCGUGAGCUACAUGCGGCGGGGUAUAUCGCGGAUGACGAGGUGGGCGACAUGGUUGCGAGCGGAACUCCUUCGCCUGGUCAUUGCAACACCAUGGGCACAGCAUCCACCAUGAAUGCCCUUGCUGAAGCUUUGGGCAUGGCUCUUCCCGGCUCAGCAGCAAUCCCAGCGCCGUAUCGAGAGCGUUCACAGAUGGCCUACAAGACAGGCACUCGAAUUGUUGAGAUGGUUCACGAGGAUCUCAAACCGUGUGAUAUCAUGACACGACAAGCCUUCGAGAAUGCGAUUGUAGCCAAUACCGCUAUCGGCGGCAGCACUAAUGCACCUAUCCAUCUCAACGCCGUUGCAAAGCAUGCAGGAGUGCCUCUAGACCUCGAUGACUGGGACCGACUGGGGUUCACCGUCCCCCUGCUCCUCAAUAUGCAGCCAGCGGGAGAGAUGCUCAGCGAGGACUACUACCGCGCGGGCGGCCUAUCAGCCAUCCUAGCCGAGCUCCUCGAGGCAGGGAGACUCCCACACCCAGACGCCCUCACGUGCAGCGGCAAAAGCACAGAGAAGAAUGUCCGCGGCAAGCUGACCUGGGACCGUCGCACAAUCAAGCCGUUCGCCAGCCCGCUCAAGGAAAACGCGGGCUUCCUCCACAUGACAGGCACGCUGUUCGACUCGGCCAUCAUGAAGACAUCCGUCAUCUCGCCCGAGUUCCGCGCAGAGUUCCUCUCGGACCCGCACGACCCCAACGCCUUCGAGAGCCGCGUCGCCGUGUUCGACGGGCCUGAGGACUACCACGCGCGCCUGGAGGCGGUCUCAGCAGCCGGCGGCAUCGACCGCCACACCAUCCUGGUGAUGCGCGGCGUCGGACCCCUCGGCUACCCCGGCGCCGCCGAGGUGGUCAACAUGCACGCGCCGGCGCGCCUGCUGAAGCAGGGCGUCAAGGACCUGCCGUGCAUCGGCGACGGGCGCCAGAGCGGCACGUCCGGGUCGCCGUCGAUCCUGAACGCCACGCCUGAGGCGGCAGAUGGGGGGAACCUCGCGCUGCUGCGGGACGGCGACCGUGUCCGGGUCGACCUCAACGCGCGGAGGGUCGAUAUCCUGCUGCCGGAGGGGGAGCUCAAGGCGAGGCGCGCGGAGCUCGAGGCGAAAGGUGGGUACCAUGGCCCGCCGAGUCAGACGCCGUGGCAGGAUAUCUUCCGGCGCGAGGUCGGAGGAUUGAGCGAGGGGAUGGUGCUGAAGCGUGCUGUGCAGUUCCAGCGCGUGGCUCAGGUGCAACCUGCCCCUAGGGAUAACCAUUGA